Molecule: messenger RNA, 4644 nt
Organism: Paramormyrops kingsleyae
Lineage: Eukaryota; Metazoa; Chordata; Actinopteri; Osteoglossiformes; Mormyridae
Source: RefSeq, a predicted model, not a curated record
CACACACAUACACACACAAACACACACACACAUACACACACACACACACACACACACACAGCAGCCAAUCAUCUCUGCAUGUGGGAAUGUUCACCUCUUUCAUCUCGGAAAUAGUGCAAUCUGAAGGAAGAGUCAUCUUAAAUUUCUCUAUUUCUCUCUGCAGGCUCAUCCUGGGAUUUCACAGUCCGUAUCGAGAAAAUACUUAUGCCCCAACAUGCACACUUCAAUCAGACGCUGCUCAGAAAAGAGACUAAAUAAACCAAAGCCAAGUAAACGAUGAAAUAAUAAAGAGAGUAGAUCGCAGUGGGAGCAGAGGGUGUCUCUCUGCACUUGCUGCAGUUCUCCUUCCUGCUGUGGUCCAGCCUUCAUCUCAGAGUGAUGGACAUGUGACUCCCACGUGUGACGAGGGGCACGGCUGGCUUGACGUGAAGCCGACCGGCCCUCAGACCUGUGCAGCCUACAGUCCUGACCCGGGAAGAGUGGGGCUUCCCUUGUGACUAGGGACUCCCAUAAAGAGCGCCCCCCAUAGGUCAAUCAGUGACUUUCAACAGGCAGUUGUUUUACUUGCUGGAAGCCAUAUUGUUUUGAGAGAAGCAAGUCCAGCAAGGAUGCAGCUUGGUUCAGAGCAGAGUUACUCAUAGUAUUAUCCUCAGGCUUAGUGCUCUGCGAGGGUUAUGGUUAGGUCUAGUGCUCUGUCAGGCUUAGGGUUAGUACUCUAUUAGGGUUAGGGUUAGGCUUAGUGCUCUGUCAGGGUUAGGGUUAGUGUUAGGUUUAGUGCUCUGUCAGGGUUAGGGUUAGUACUCUAUUAGGGUUAGGCUUAGUGCUCUGCGAGGGUUAGGGUUAGGUUUAGUGCUCUGUCAGGGUUAGGGUUAGUAUUCUAUUAGGGUUAGGCUUAGUGCUCUGCGAGGGUUUGAGUUAGUACUCUAUUAGGGUUAGGGUUAGGCUUAGUGCUCUGCAAGGGUUAGGGUUAGGUUUAGUGCUCUGUCAGGGUUAGGGUUAGUACUUUAUUAGGGUUAGGCUUAGUGCACACAUCCAUGUGGGGUUGUGGGAACUCACUUCUGUCUCUGUCCUCUUGCAGCAGUGGAGGGCCGGCUGCUUCCUGACGGUCUGGCCAGGCUCGCCUCCACGCCCAUGUACCUACCUGUGAACUUUCAACUCCUGAAUGCUGAGGCCGCUUUCUUCCUCAGGGAAGCCAACCAGGACAUCAUGCGUAACUCCAGCCUGCGUGUGCGGACCGAGCCCUUCUUUGUGUACCGGGCCAGGCGGCCCCCCUCAGUCAGCGCCACCUAUGGGCCGCUGUUGGUGGAGCAGGCUGUGCCUCCGGAGCUCUUGCAGGCCCCGGGGAUCCCUCCCAGCCCCUUCUCCUCCUCUGCUGCCACCACCUUCCCCUUUAACUGGAAGGUGAAGGCGGUUCUGGUGCGCGACUGGGUUGUGGCAAGCCGACCCAAGGUGCAGACGCUGUUCCACGUGACGGGUCGGGACUGGGAUGACUACACCACAGCAGACCAGCUGCCCUGUGUCACAGUCUUCGCCUUCCACGAGACUCAGGAGGUCCGGGCCUCUUGCCGCCUGCGGGGGGCGCUGGCUCUCUGUGUGGCUGAACUGGAGCCACUGGCCAGCUGGUUUGACCCACCAAGUGUGGUCCCUGGGCGGCAGAGGGCCGCCCAGACUGAAGGCACCCCUGUAGAGUUGUACUACGUGGUCUGUCCCGCAGAGAGCGAGGAUUGCGGGCGGGAGGACGAUGCCCAGCGAGGGGGGGCGGGUGGAGAGCGGGCGGCUCAUGGCUCGGCGCCACUGCUGAGGAUCGGUAGCGUGAGGCUGUUCCAGAGUACUGCCACCCUCCCCCACAGCGAUGUCCGCAUGGAUGACAACUUCAUGGUGCAGAUGCCGCCCCAGCCUGUCCGCCGGAAGGGGACCAUCAGUGCCUUUGUAGGCACCUCCAGCUCCUCCCUGGUAGAGAUGUUCACGCUGAGGGUGCGGCUGAUGGAAGGUGUGGCAUUUCUGGGUGCCAGACCCAGCAACCCGCUUCUCUGGACAGUCAGCCAGGAAGCCAGAAGUGAGGGUCACCGGGAGGUCACCCUUCACUGUCACCGCAAGAUGCCCACAGUGGGACAGAGGUCGAGGGCCUCUAUCCACAAGGUCCUUCAGGUGGACCUGGAGGUGGACGGACUCUCGGAGCCCUGGGCCGGCCGCUCCAUCACCUGGCAGCUGGAGUACCCAGGCACCCCUACGCCUGCUGGGGAGGUGGAGACCGUCAUCUACGUGGUGCAGGAGGAGCUGCAGGGGAUUGUUCCUUUGGCCAUGGAUGCAGAGAUCCUGAACACGGCCGUGCUGACGGGCCGGACCGUGGCUGUCCCAGUGAAGGUGGUGGCCGUGGGAGAGGACGGCACACUCGAUGACGUCACCGAAUCUGUAGAGUGUCACUCGCUUGAUGACGACGUGGUCAAGGUGUCGGAGAGGUGUGACUACGUGUACGUUAACGGGAAGGAGAGGAGGGGCCGGGUGCGCAUGCUGGUCAACUUCACCCUCAGCUACCUGAGCACCCAGCUGGAGAUGACGGUGUGGACGCCACAGCUACCCCUCAGCGUCCAGCUGUCCGACACCGAGCUCAGCCAGAUCAAGGGCUGGCGGGUGCCUCUCGCUGCUGGUAGCCAGAGGCUCGCCCGUGAUGGCGAGGAUGACGAUGACGAAGAGCAGCGAGGCCGAGGCUGCCCGCUGCAGUACCAGCACGCUUCGGUGCGAGUAUUCACGCGCUUUGUGGCCGACCCAACUUCACGUCGUGCCACGCCAGAUUUCCUGCUGGGAAGUGACUGGCAGGUGGAUGUGUCAGAUUUGGUCAGGGAUCGGCUGAAAGUGGUCGACCAGCGAGUUGCCCAGCUACUGGACGGCCAGGUGCUGAUGGGACUGGAUCCUGGUGUAACUGCCAUCCAGGUGCUCUCCCCCCUUUCGGAUGUCGUCCUGGCAGAGAGGACAGUGAAGGUCCUGGAGGACAAGGUGACCAUUGUGGAGUUGGGGGUGCAGCUGGUGGCAGGUCUGUCCCUGUCUCUGCAGCUGAGCCCAGGGAGCAACAGGGCCAUCGUUGCCACGGCGACCACGCAGGAGGUGCUGAACAGCCCUAAGCAGGAGUCACUCAUCAGCGCGUGGAUGCAGUUCAGCGACGGCACCAUGACCCCUCUGGACCUAUACAAGCCGGAGCACUUUGUGCUGACAGCGGUGUCCCUGGAUGAGUCCGUGGUGAGGGUGUGGCGGAGUGAGUCAUGGCGCUGGCCAGUGAUUGUGACACAGGCUGAGGGCCAGGGGGCGCUGGUGCGCGUAGAGCUGUCACCGAACCAGACCUGCCAGAGGUCCAAACGACGUGGGGCAGUGGCCACUGGCACCGCCAGCAUACGGGUCAAGUUUAGUGGCGUAGGGGAUGAGUUGGCAGGCCGCAGGCAGCGUCCAUCUGAACGGGAUAGUAUGGGGUCCAGGGCACCGCCUCAAAGCUCCGGAUUUGACCGGGAUUCUUACAUAACGGGCACAACCAACACUAGCGCCCCCCCCAGGGUAGGCACUGGCCAAUGGCCAGUGGGCCGUGAACACUCCGCUCAGGAUUCACCCGCUGACUUCCCAGAGCAGCCCGACCUUCCGGUCCUGGAGGAUGACCUGGUCCAGAGCGGCCGUGGAUUGUCAGACUUGGAGAUCGGCAUGUACGCCUUGCUGGGCGUCUUCUGCCUGGCCAUCCUAGUUUUCCUCAUCAACUGCGUCGCUUACGCCCUGAAAUACCGCCACAAGCAGCCGCCAGCAGUGGGGGGGCCACAUGUCAAGCACUCCCAUGACUGGGUGUGGCUUGGCGCAGAGACAGACCUUCUGGAGAGCCAUGCCCACCUCUCCCAGCAACAGGAUGAUGAGGGUGGGAGGUUGCUUAAUGGCACCUCUGCACAGAAGGACACCUCAGGUCAGGGCCAGCGCGACCACAGAACGGAGCUGCUAAACUCACCCACAUCCAAACGCAAGCGGGUGAAAUUUGCCACCUUUGGUGCUGCUCCACUGGGCCGCGGCUGCCCGUCCAUCAGUCCCCUGCUCACAUUGCCCCCCGAGGACAUCAAGUGGGUGUGCCAGGAUGUGGAGUUGGGCAACGCUAUGGAACUGCGAGACUACAUGGAUAGGCUGAGCGAUAAUGAAACCAAGAUGGCCGCCUAGCGGAAAUCGCAGCCAUGCGCUCGGGUGAGAGGCUGACAGGCCAAGACUCAAGUUGCACGGCGGGACAUUCCACCAAAAUACGUCACAAUGGAAGCGAAGGCCUAUGUGCCAAAAAGUCAUACGUAAAGCUGCAGAAGGAGAGACGACGGUGGGGCUCAGCGCUGUUUCCUGUCAUGUGACGCUAGCUGGGUCUCUUUCUAUCACUCACUCAUCAUUUAACCUUUGGGGGGGUGGGGCUCAGCGCCGUUUCCUGUCAUGUGACGCUAGCUGGGUCUCUUUCUAUCACUCACUCAUCAUUUAACCUUUGGGGGGUGGGGCUCAGCGCCCUUUCCUAACAUGUGAUGCCAGUGAGCGCUUUUUGUAAUACUUACUCAUCAUCUGAACUGUAUGUUAUUCCUUGUUUUAUUUUCUUGCUGUUCCUGGUGUUGUUAAAUUAAAUAAAUCCCCCACACUGUACUUGCUGAA